CUUCGUCUUCCUCCUCUGCUGCAUGCAGCCGUCACAACUAUAAGAGCUGCUGUCCUCAUUCAGCGAUGGUACCGUCAGUAUGUAGCCCGCACAGAGAUGAGACGGAGAUACACCUGGCACAUCUUCCAGUCCAUCGAAUACUCUGGAGAACAGGCUCAGAUAAAGCUUUAUAAUUUCCUCGGCUACCUCAUGGACAAUUUCACACCAUCAAGCAAUGAACGAAAUCUGAUCUCGCACAUCUUCCGAGAGAACGAGGUUUGUCAGGACGCAGAGUGGGAGAGGUACUUCUGCUACAAGAACAUUGAGGUGCCAGAGAUUUACUCAGGACCUCACCUCACCUUCCCUCUGACGGUGGAGCAGGCAGUCGAGUUGGUGGAGGCCUUCAGGAACAAGAAACAGCUGCACUCACGCUACGUCCUGCAGCUCCUGCUGGAAACAUGGAGACAGCUCCGGAUGUUGCCAAAUAUCAGCCGCAUCUCCACCUGCCAAAGCAAAGAAAUCACUAUUUGUGGUGAUUUGCACGGGCAACUGGAAGAUCUGUUGCUGAUUUUCUACAAGAAUGGCAUGCCUUCCUUAGAGAAGCCCUAUGUGUUUAACGGAGACUUUGUAGACCGAGGCAAAGACUCCAUUGAGAUCCUCAUCAUUCUGUUUUCAUUCCUGCUCGUCUACCCGAGUGAAGUCCACCUCAACAGAGGAAACCAUGAGGACCAUAUAGUUAACCUCAGGUACGGCUUCACAAAAGAGGUGUUGACUAAAUACAAGAUGCACGGCAAACGGAUCCUGAAACUGCUGCAGAAGAUUUUCAGCUGGUUGCCAUUAGCAACGGUGAUUGACCAGAAGGUGCUGGUACUCCACGGAGGGAUCUCCGACAUCACAGACCUCAGCAUCCUCGCCCGAUUGGACAGACACAAUUAUGUUUCAGCGCUGAGGCCUCCAAAGAAGAGACACCAGAGCUUAGCGGGGGCGUCCAUUGACUCGGACUUCGAUGAGGACGUCUCCACCCACAAGGUCUUACAGCGUCGGAUCUCCCUUACAUAUCCCAAACCCCUGGGAACCCGCGAAAGCUUCCAGAACCGCUCCCUGCAGGACUUCUCCAACAGGAUCAAAGGGAAGGCCGUGGAUGAGAUAGAGAUCCACAAGAGGAGGCUGGCCAUUUUAAACGUGGGGACUAACAGAUCAGAGGAGAUGACUCAGUCUGUGUCUUCUGACUCCAUCAACAGUGACAAUUCCAAGGAUGAGUGGAAACAGAUCCUGGACCUGCUGUGGAGCGACCCGAUGAUCCAGGAUGGCUGCACACCCAACGAGGUGCGGGGCGGAGGCUGCUACUGGGGCCCCGAUGUCACAGAGGACUUCCUGAACAGACACAACCUGCAACUCAUCAUCCGCUCCCACGAGUGCAAACAGGACGGUUAUGAGUUCUGCCACAACCGUAAGGUUCUCACUCUAUUUUCUGCCUCCAAUUACUACGAUGUGGGAAGCAACAGAGGGGCCUAUGUGAGGCUGGGUCCAGACCUUGUGCCUUAUUUGGUUCAGUACCAGGCCAGCAGCAUGACCAGAGAGCUCACCGUAAGACAAAGUGUUGGGCGAACCGAGCGCUCAGCACUCAAAGUCCUGCGGGAGCAGCUGUUUGCGCACAAAUCUGACCUCAUCUGUGCCUUCAAAACGUUCGACAUUGAGAACACAGGUCUUGUGUCUCUGAACGACUGGGCCUCUGCAGUGGAGAGUGUGAUGUACCUCGGUGUGCCCUGGAGGAUGCUGCGCGGUCAGCUGGUCACCUCCAAGAGCACCGACGGCAUGAUCAACUACCUAGAGUGGUUUAACGAGCUCGCCAUCAAAGGACCCAACACGGACCACAUUGACCAGAGUCUGCUUGAGACUUUGUACCGCCACCGCUCCACGGUGGAGACCAUCUUCAGAAUCGUAGACACAGACAACUCAGGCUUCAUCACCAUCGAGGACUUCCGGCAGACCUGGAAGCUGCUGAGCGUCUACCUGAAGAUGGAGAUCACGGACGAGGCCAUCUCCGACCUGGCCGUCACCAUCGACAGCAACCAGGACGGCAGCAUCGACAUCGACGAGUUCAUGGAGGCCUUUCGCCUUACGGACAAGAAGAGCCGACUGGAGCGAGGACGCAGCAUGUUCAUGGGCACGGUCACUGACCUCACCAAGCUGGAAGAAGACCCCAACAUUUGAACAGGGAUAGAGAAAGAGAGACUGAAAACAGAGAGCAACCUCAGCUCAGACUCCUGGUCAGGCAGACAGGCGGCAGAGGGGAGGGCGGGGUGACGCAGCCAAUGCAAGCUGCUUUAAUGACGCACAUUAAGACGUAGGAUGCUGCUGAGCAACAGCAGCGUGGAUCACAGGGGAUUAGGAAGAGGUUAGAGUUCAGGGUAUUUGACUGCAAAUGUUCAUUUUGCAUUUUAUCCACUAAGGCAGAGUAGGUGAAACACAGCUGCACGGACAAACGUUUUGUCUCGUAUUAAAUUAGAAUA
Molecule: messenger RNA, 2492 nt
Organism: Morone saxatilis (striped sea-bass)
Lineage: Eukaryota; Metazoa; Chordata; Actinopteri; Moronidae
Product: serine/threonine-protein phosphatase with EF-hands 2
Exons: 16
Biological process (GO): negative regulation of MAPK cascade; detection of stimulus involved in sensory perception
Cellular component (GO): nucleus; cytosol
Molecular function (GO): manganese ion binding; calcium ion binding; iron ion binding
Source: RefSeq, a predicted model, not a curated record